Molecule: messenger RNA, 1029 nt
Organism: Fraxinus pennsylvanica
Lineage: Eukaryota; Viridiplantae; Streptophyta; Magnoliopsida; Lamiales; Oleaceae
Source: the annotation of a GenBank genome assembly
AUGUGUGAUUCAAAGACUCAUACGUGGCAAGAAGCUUUCAAAGUUCUUGGGAUCAAUUACAACCCCGAUGGCACUUUAAACAGAGAAAUCCAAAUCCCUAUGGUGGAUGCAACCCCAACUGCUGACCCAAAACAGCCUAAUCAGCUUGCCCUUUCCACAGAUAUACCCCUCAGCCCCUACAACAAAGCCUAUAUACGCCUCUAUAUUCCCGCAAAAACCCCGACAGGCACCAAACUUCCACUCAUAAUCUACCUACACGGAGGUGACUUCGUGUUGUUCAGUGCAUCCACUGUCAUUUUUCAUGAAUUCUGCAACAACAUAGCCGGCCAGUUCCCGGCAGUCGUAGCCUCAGUUGAAUACCGGCUGGCCCCUGAAAACCGCCUCCCUGCCGCUUAUGACGAUGCUCUGAAUGCUAUCCUCUGGGCUAAAGACCAGGCACUAGGUGUCGGAGGCCGUGAUCCAUGGUUAGAGUAUGCUGAUUUUUCUAGGGUUUUCAUUAUGGGCAGCAGUGCAGGUGCUAACAUAGCUUACCAUGUAGCCCUACGUGCACUGGAUUUCGAUCUUGGACCACUAAAAAUAAUAGGGCUGUUAAUGAACCAGCCAUUUUUUGGUGGACUUCAAAGGACUCAGUCAGAGGUGAGACUAGAAGAGGAUAAAUAUGUUCCUUUGUAUGUAUGUGAUGUAUUGUGGUCAUUGGCAUUGCCACAUGGUGCCAAUCGAGAUCAUGAGUUUUGUAAUCCAAUCAAGGGUGGGAAUUACCUUGGAAGAGUCCAACGUUUGCCAAGAUGCUUCAUGAAAUCCGAUAUAGGAGACCCAAUGGCUGAUCGAGCGAUGCAGUUAGUACACUUGUUGCAGUCGUAUGGAGUGCAAGUGAUUUAUCAGCUUAAUCGAGGAGGCUAUCAUGGUAUGGAAUUACAAGAUAAGACAGCUGCUAAAAAUUUGUACGAUGAUAUGAAGGACUUCGUCUACUCUACUAAAUCAACUGAAACUCAAAGUGGAUGUUGUCACGGUCUCAAUCAACGCUUUUGA